Messenger RNA from Echinostoma caproni, 837 nucleotides. The record is from the annotation of a GenBank genome assembly. NCBI's taxonomy places the organism in Eukaryota, Metazoa, Platyhelminthes, Trematoda, Plagiorchiida, Echinostomatidae.
AUGCUAUGCUUUGUGCCCUCAUCACAGGUGCUACAAGACGAACAGGUGAAGCAUGAAGAACGCUUGGUCGCUUUGGAAGCACAAUUACAUUUGGCGGUACAAUCGGGAAUACCUGUUUCCGAAUCUGAUCGCCUCGCUUGUUUCGCACGCCUGGAGGCUCAGCGCGCGACGGAGUACCGACUACGUUUGCAUAAAUUCAAACAAGAAUAUCCUACGGCUGAUGAACUGUUCACGUGGACUUUGAACUCAUUGCAUCUGAAGAUUCUUUCAGAUAGUUCAUUUUCCAAUCCGGAACAGGUGAUCGAUCGCAUGCAACAGAUAGACAGUUGUAGGCAAGUGGAUUCUCUCGUGAUCUCUAUCGACCUUGUGAUCAGCUUGAAUGUGGAUCGAUGGCGUUUCCAGUUGCGUGACUACCCAAAACCGUGGUUGGAAAUGACUGAUCUUCUACUUUGGGGUCCUUUGGCCGGAGGUGAACGAUUGGCCGAUUGGAAAGAUGUGAAAGAGAUCCACAUGUGCUACGGGGCCAACUGGGAACCAGCUUUGGCCUGGCUGAGUCAACGUCUAGAAGAUAUCAAUCCGAGUCCGACCGAUUUGUCCAUGCCCCGUUUAGGCUGGUGGGAUCGAGUCAGACACUUAUUACACGGUCGACUCUACGUGGUUUCAGACACAAUGCAAUGGCUCUAUUCAACUAGUCUCAAUCCGUACAAUGCCACUGAGUUCUUUGCCUGGCAAUGGAAUCGUUCGACUGUGUGCUGGGAAACUGAUGAUAGCAACAUCCAGUCUCAAGACGGCGAAUCGAAUGUGGCAAUUCCGUCUCAGUUUACAUUGCAGAACUAG